Nerophis ophidion (straightnose pipefish) is the source of this 1330-nucleotide messenger RNA. RefSeq lists its product as uncharacterized. The record is from RefSeq and is a predicted model, not a curated record. Lineage: Eukaryota; Metazoa; Chordata; Actinopteri; Syngnathiformes; Syngnathidae. The coding region runs from base 541 to 1254 and encodes 237 amino acids. The transcript is spliced from 2 exons.
CACACACACACAGCAGGCCUAGACAGGAGGAGGACAGAGUGUAUGUACACAGAACAUCAGAGGGUCAAACGCAAGGUUGCAACACUACCUGCCAACGCUGUUCGCUCUCCCCUUGCUGUACAACCCUGGUCCAAAUGUCACCAUUGAUGAACAGCUGAUGCAAUUUAGGGCCCCCUUUUGGCAGUAUCCAUCCAUUUUCUACCGCUUAUUCCCUUUUUUGGGUCGCGGGGGGCGCUGGCGCCUAUCUCAGCUACAAUCGGGCGGAAGGCGGGGUACGCCCUGGACAAGUCGCCACCUCAUCGCAGGGCCAACACAGAUAGACAGACAACAUUCACACUCACAUUCACACACUAGGGCAGUAAAUACCAUCCAAACCUGCAAAGUAUGGUAUAAAGAUCUGGGCUGCCAGUGAUGUCACUUCCUCAUAUGCUUGGAACUUGCAAGUCUACACAGGGAACCUGAUGGAGGAGCCCCUGAGAAAAAACAAGGAAUGAGAGUAGUCCUCGACAUGUCUCAGUGACUCCGUGGACACAACAACACAUGCGACACUUUUUUACUUUGCACAAACUGGGACAGGAGCUCCUGAAGAGGAAGCUGACCAUGGUGGGAACAAUAAGGAAAAACAGGUCAGAGCUCCCACCUCAACUGCUGACUUCAAAGAACAGGCGUGUCAAGUCUUCCAAGUUUGUAUACACGGCUGACACAUCCCGGGUAUCCUUUGUGCCGAAGAAAGGCCAGAAUGUGGUGCUCAUGUGUACACUGCACGGGGAAGGAAGAAUCUGUGACCAGGAACAUCACAAACCAGAGAUCAUCAUGGAUUAUAACGCCACAAAAGGAGGGGUAGACAACAUGGACAAGCUGGUGACGGCCUACAGCUGCAAACGGAGGACUUUACGCUGGCCACUGGUGAUAAUAUUUGACAUGUUGGACAUCUCAGCGUACAACUCCUUUGUCAUUUGGAUGGCACUGAACCCAGAGUGGAAACGAGUGAAGCUCCAGAAAAGACGGCCCUUCCUUGAGGAUCUGGGAAUGGCAUUGGUGAGACCACAAAUGGAGAGAAGAGAUUAUGUCCCCAGAACCCCAGCCUCUGCAGCCAUGGUGAGGAGGAUUCAGGAGGAGAAUGCUGGUGGCCUGUCUGCAGAGCCUGAACAACAAGAAGAAGUGUGCGGCCCCAAGAUGGAGAGGAAAACAACACGUAUAUCUGCAACACACACACACAGUAAAGCUCUGCCCCUCAAGUGUUGUAUAGGCUAGUGGCUACAGGCCAUGUGUUCAAUGUGUUGUCUUCACUGCUAUGUUUACUCUGUGUUCAUGUUGUUCAGCUUGUGUU